AAAAAAAAAAAAAAUGGCUGAUUCGGAUACAAUAAUGACACCUGUGGAGCAAACUCAGGAGCAUGCUACUUUUGAUCCAUUAGCUUUUGAUUUUUUGGAAGCUGUCAGUCAACUCUCAACCUUGGUUAGAGGAUCUAGUUUUGGCAGUCUUGAUCUUGAACUCCUUCACUCUCCAACAAAAACAACGUCCAACACACAAAUUCUCGACACCGUAUCAAAAGCCAUGAUUAAGCCAGAAUGGACAUUGAGUGUUAUUCGCUUAUUCCGACCUAUUAUCAUUGAUUUAGUUGCUCGUUGGACUUUACCCGGCUUUACAACAUUUUUAGACACUGCCUCUGCCUCGCCAAACGCAAGCAGUACUGUAUAUAAAAUCGAAUUGGUUGCAAGAGCUUUUAGCAUUGUACUUCCAAUUGUACCGCAAGUGAAAAGCUUGGCUGUAACAUAUUUUACCCAUUCAGCAUCCUUGUUUGAAAGAUUAAAUCAUUUAAAUACUAAUGAUCAAGUCGAUGUCACACCUUCUUUGACAGCUGAAUUACAAGACUUACUACUCACCACAUAUCGAUUACUCGAAUUCUCAUCAUCUGCAUUUAUUUCAUUAUGGAAUUGGGGUCCACUUGUUCAGUUGCUUCAGAUUGAAAGUCCUUGUGUUCGCUAUUUGGCUGUUUUGUGUCUCAGCAAAGUGUAUAGUCUUAGUGACGCACAAACCAAGAGCUUGCUGACUUCUGUUGUGGGUCGCUCUUUAGACGAAUCCGACGAACCUCUUUAUACGCUCAUUAACGGAGACACUGUUGAUUUAAGAUUCUUGAGCUUGUAUGAACAACAGAGAUUGGCAGAUGCUCAAAUAUCCUUCUUACAAAACCAUUAUCAUUUACAAGAAGACAAAGCCCACGAGUUAUCGGGAGCUGAUUUAUGUUCUCUCACUUGCAAUUUGUGUGGUGUAUUGAUUCCCAAAACAACAUAUGCUUCAGAAAAAGAAGACACUACAAGACAGGCUUACGACCCCAAGCUUGUUCUGACUCAAACUACAUCAAAAAACUUACAUGCUAUCAGUCUUGCAUUGUCAAUCGGUGCACCCACACUCUUGGAAGGUGUUACUGGCGCAGGCAAAACUGCAUUGAUUGAAGAAUUAGCCAAUAGAACAGGUAGAGGUUCAGAAUUGGUAAAGAUUCAUUUAGGUGAUCAAACUGAUCCCAAAGUACUACUUGGUACCUAUGUUUCGACCUCAACGCCUGGUUCAUUUAGAUGGCAAGCUGGUGUUUUGACUACAGCUGUAUUGGAAGGUCGAUGGGUUUUGAUUGAAGAUAUUGAUUUAGCUCCUGCUGAAGUUUUAUCUGUCCUUUUGCCUCUUUUGGAAACAAGACAAUUGUUUAUUCCUUCUCGAGGUGAAAAGAUCAAAGCAAAGGAAGGAUUCCAAUUGUUUGGUACAAGAUCUUUUGUUCCUACUAGAUCUGGUAAAGGUAUGAGUUCCAGAGGUGGCGAACUUAUGACAGGUGCAAAUUUAUGGACAAGAGUGCAUGUUGAGCCUCUUUCAAUGGAAGAAUUAGAAUUAGUUGUUCGCCAGAAAUUUAUGCAUAUCGGUGACUUUGCUUCUCAUGUCAUGAAGCUUUUUCAAACUAUUGUUGGCAUGUACCAAGAUCCUAAUUUCUCUGCGUUAUCCUCUUCAACCAUGGGUCGCUUUCUUUCUACGCGUGAUUUGAUGAAAUGGUGUCGUCGUGUUGAUUUAUUGAUAGGCGAGAAAUUGAACGAUACAGCUUCAAUUGGAAUGGACUUGAGUCUUCGUCAAGAUUUAUUCAGUGAAGCCAACGAUUGUUUUUGUGGUAUGAUUUCUGAUUACAAUGUUUGGAUGACCGUACUCCAAGCACUGGGACAGCCUUUGCAAAUCUCAGAAGAAUUAGUGCGCAAUUAUGUUGAUCAAUAUAAGCCAGUACUCGAAUUGGAUGAAAACAAGGUUCGUAUUGGCCGUGUCAAUCUAUCAUCUAUUGCAGCAACGGGCAAGCAAAAGCAAAAACAGGCUUUAAUCAAACGUGAAAAAAAGCGACCAUUUGCAACUACUGGCCAUGCUUUAAAGUUGAUGGAAAGAAUUGCUGUCAGCAUUCACUUGAAUGAACCUGUGUUACUUGUUGGUGAAACAGGUACUGGUAAAACAACUGUUGUUCAGCAUCUGGCCGAUAUGAUACAUCAAAAUUUGAUUGUCGUCAACUUGUCACAGCAAUCAGACAGUUCCGAUCUUUUGGGUGGUUUUAAGCCUGUGGAUGGUAAAGUUUUGGCUAUUCCAUUGAAAGAAGAAUUCGACCGCUUGUUUGAAAAGACUUUCUCUGUAAAGAAGAACACCAAAUUUUUGGAAAUGGCACGCUUGACCUUUAUACACCAACAAUGGCCCAAUUUUGUCAAAAUCUUGAAGCAAGCUAUCAAGAUGUCUCAGCAAAAAUUCGAAGCUGAACAAAAUGUAGAGAGCAAAAAAGUAUCUUCCCCAACAUUGCGUAAUGCCUGGAAAACUUUUGCUAAGCGUGUAGAGGAAUUUGAGGUUCAACAAGUUCAAGCACAAAACAAGUUUGUGUUUAAUUUCAUGGAAGGGUCGCUUGUUAAGGCAGUUCGUCAGGGUGAUUGGAUUUUGCUCGAUGAAAUCAACUUGGCUACUACCGAGACAUUGGAGUGUCUCUCUGGCUUGUUGCAGGAUGCUCAUGGUUCGCUUUUAUUGACAGAAAAAGGUGAUGUUGAACCUAUCAAGCGUCAUCCCAAUUUCCGUCUUUUUGCCUGUAUGAAUCCUGCCACAGACGUUGGAAAGCGUGAUUUGCCUCCUGGUCUCCGCAACAGAUUUACAGAAUUUUAUGUUCAUCCUCCUGAUAACCGCCAUGAUGAUCUCUUACAAAUUGUUAAGCAAUAUCUUGUUGGAAUUGCUGUUGGAGACGAAAGAUCUUAUGAUGAUGUCGCCGAGUUUUAUAUGACAGCAAAGAAAUUAGCUGCUGAACAUAAGCUUGUUGAUGGUGCCAAUCAACGUCCUCAUUUCAGUAUGCGUACUUUAGCUCGUGCAUUGACCUAUGUUGCUCAAAUCUUCCCUACAUAUGGUUUAAGACGUUCUUUAUACGAAGGUUUCUCAAUGACUUUCCUGACUCAGCUUGAUAAGGAAAGUGAAGUAACUAUGCGUGAUCUUAUCCACAAGACUAUUUUGCGUGGUGUUCAGAAUCCUCAAGGGCUUAUUACACAAAUUCCUCGUCAACCAAGUGAAGACUUUAUUCAAUUUGGCUAUUUUUGGCUUCAACAGGGUCAGUUCCCACCAGAAGAGGAUACUCGAUAUAUUAUGACCAAGUCAGUAGAAACAAAACUUUACAAUCUUGCUCGUGUGAUCAUGUCCAGAAAGUUCCCUGUUUUGAUCCAAGGCCCCACUUCUGCUGGUAAAACAUCCAUGGUUGAAUACAUGGCCAAAAAGACAGGUCAUCGAUUUGUCCGUAUCAACAAUCACGAACAUACUGAUCUUCAAGAAUACCUCGGCACUUAUGUAUCAAACAACGAAGGAAAGCUUGUCUUUCAAGAAGGUGUUUUGGUUGAAGCCCUUCGUAAUGGUUAUUGGAUUGUUCUUGAUGAACUCAACCUAGCUCCUUCUGAUGUUCUAGAAGCUCUAAACCGCUUGUUGGAUGAUAAUAGAGAACUGCUAAUACCCGAGACCCAAGAAGUUGUCAAACCCCAUCCUCAUUUUAUGUUGUUUGCUACUCAAAAUCCUGCUGGUCUUUAUGGUGGCCGUAAAGCAUUGUCUAGAGCUUUCCGUAACCGUUUCCUCGAACUUCAUUUUGACGACAUUCCAGAAGAUGAGCUUGAAACUAUUCUCUCAAGACGCUGUAGUAUUGCUCCCUCAUACUGUAAAAAACUUGUAAAGGUUUACAAGGAAUUAAUGGAACGUAGACAAAGCACUCGAAUCUUUGAGCAAAAGCAUGGUUUUAUCACUCUUCGUGAUCUUUUCCGUUGGGCUGGUCGUGAUCCUCAAGGUUACCAAGAAUUAGCUGAACAUGGCUAUAUGCUUUUGGCAGAAAGAUGUCGUAAGGAUGAAGAAAAGAAGGUUGUUAAACAAGUUCUUGAGCAAGUCAUGAAAGUUAAGAUUUCUGAAGAAGCAAUGUACAACUGUGAAAAUCUUGAGGAAUUCAAAAUAUAUGAUCGUUUGCUAAAGGAACGUGCUGCUCAAACUGGCGAAGAUACUAAACUCGUUUGGACUAAAGCCAUGCGCCGCUUGUUUAGUCUUGUAGCUCGAUGCCUUCAAAACAACGAGCCUGUUCUUCUUGUUGGUGAAACUGGUUGUGGUAAGACAACUGUCUGCCAAAUGCUCGCCGAAACUUACAAGCGUGAGCUUCACAUUGUCAAUUGUCAUCAAAACACAGAAACAGGUGAUUUGCUUGGUGGUCAACGUCCUGUCCGUAGCAGAGAUACCAGUGAUGACCCAGAAAAGCAGCAACAAUUAUUUGAAUGGCAUGAUGGUCCACUUGUUCAAGCCAUGAAGGAAGGUCACUUAUUCUUGCUGGAUGAAAUCUCUCUUGCUGACGAUUCAGUGCUCGAAAGAUUGAAUUCCGUCCUUGAACCUAGCCGUCUUUUAGUUCUUGCUGAAAAAGGUGGUAAGCAUGUUGAAGAAUUGUAUGGCGCACCCAACUUCCAGUUCUUGGCUACCAUGAACCCUGGUGGCGAUUACGGUAAAAAGGAGCUUUCUCCUGCUCUGAGAAAUCGUUUCACCGAAAUUUGGGUUCCUUCUGUAACAGACAGAAAUGAUUUGAUCAGUAUUAUUAACGAACAAAUGACACAUCCAGACCUCAAGGGUUACAGCGAAAAAAUGCUUGAUUUUAUUGCUUGGUACACACAAGCUAUUGGUCAAAGUCGCACUGUCGUUUCUUUGCGUGAUGUUCUUUCUUGGGUCCGGUUUAUUAAUGUCACUGUUGAUUCUGGUUUGAGUCCUGAGCUCAGUUUUGCUCAUGGUGGUUGUCUUGUGCUACUCGAUGGUUUAGGCUCUCACGGAUCCUCUGGUUCUUUUAUGGCAGGCCAGUUAUUAAGGGACUUCAGGUUGAAAUGCUUGAGACACCUUUCCGGUAAAACCAAUGCUACAGAGCUUGAAAUUUUGGGCGAGACUAAGGAUAAGGUCAAAACUGCUGGAGACAAGUUUGCUAUCGGACCUUUUGAAAUCCCUCGAGGCCAAUUGGCAAGAACAGAUAUCAAGUUUACAUUACUAGCCCCUACUACCUCUGAUAAUGCUAUGCGUGUUAUUCGUUCUAUGCAAUUGAAGAAACCUAUUCUUCUUGAAGGUAGUCCUGGUGUAGGUAAGACUAGUUUAAUUUCUGCUUUGGCAGCCGCUUCUGGUCACAAUCUUGUUCGAAUCAAUUUAUCUGAACAAACUGACUUGAUGGAUCUUUUUGGUUCUGAUCUUCCAGUUGAAGGAGGUAACAGUGGCGAGUUUGCUUGGAGAGACGCUCCUUUCUUACAAGCCAUGAAGGCCGGUGAUUGGGUGUUAUUGGAUGAGCUGAAUUUAGCAUCUCAAUCUGUCUUAGAAGGUUUGAAUUCUUGUUUGGAUCAUCGUGGUGCAGUCUAUAUCCCUGAACUUGAUAGAGAAUUUUUCUGCGCUAAAGAAUUCCGUGUGUUUGGUGCUCAAAACCCUCUUCAACAAGGUGGUGGUCGUAAGGGUUUACCCAAGUCUUUUGUUAACCGUUUUACUCAAGUAUAUGUUGAGCAAUUGACUUCUGAUGAUCUCUUAUUUAUUUGUUCUCAUUUGUUUUCUGAAUUCGAACCUUCUACUUUGUCAAAAAUAAUUGAAUUCAAUAACAGAAUGUACGAAGAAACAAUGGUUCGUUGCUCUUUCGGUCGUAAGGGUAGUCCUUGGGAAUUCAACUUGCGUGAUGUCUUCCGUUGGCUAGAAUUGAUGCAAAAGGACAAUGUCAAAGAUCCUGCAGAAUAUCUCGAUAUUAUUUACAUGCAACGUAUGCGUGCUCAUGAAGACCGUAUACAGACCAUUCAGUUGUAUGAAUCUGUAUUUGGCAUCAAAUAUGAUCGCCCUGCACAACCCCGAUUUGAAUUGACUCCAAGUUCUUUUAUUGUUGGUCAUUCUAGCUUGGCUAGAAAGCAUUCCGAAAACUCAGAUGUUUCUGGACAAGAGCUUCAUGUACUUCAAUCGUUCUUGUCACCUAUUGAAUCUUUGAUGAAAUGUGUUGAAUCCUCUUGGAUGGCUAUUGUAACUGGUCCUUCUGCUUCUGGUAAAACCUCUCUUGUUCGCCUCCUGAGCAAGUUGACUGGUAACCAAUUGGAAGAAUUCGCUAUGAAUAAUAGUGUAGAUACGAUGGAAUUACUUGGUGGUUUUGAACAAGUGGAUUUGAACCGCCAUCGUCAGGUUGUAAUGGAAAAUCUCUAUUAUAUGACUAGGCGUGCAUCAAAGAAUUUGCUCAUGUAUUUUGCUUCUCUUGAAGCUGGCAGCGAACAAUAUGGUACUGUGUUGCAACUUGUUCGUCAGCUCAACGAUUCAUGGUAUGUCCUCGAAAGUAAACAACAAAUGAAGCUUUUGUCAGCCGAUCCUGACUCUGGUGAACUGGAUUAUACUCUUGUCUCUAAUGUGCUCAACUGCUUAAAUUCCGCUUCAGUUAUUGACCAAGAGGCUCAAUUGGAUAUCAAUUUAAUUACUGUAGCUAUCCAGAACCUUCAAAAGCUUGAAAAGGAAACUGUUGCAGGCAAGUUUGAAUGGAUCGAUGGUCUUUUGAUCAAUGCUCUUGAAAAGGGCCAUUGGCUUUUGAUUGAUAAUGCCAAUAUGUGUAACCCUUCUGUUCUUGAUCGCUUGAAUCCUCUGUUUGAAAAUAAUGGUGUUCUCAUGGUCAACGAGCGCGGCCUUGUAGACGGCACAGUCAAGGUGAUCAAGCCCCACCCUAACUUUAGAAUGUUUAUGACGGUUGAUCCUCAAAAUGGCGAGCUUUCUCGUGCAAUGAGAAAUCGUGGUAUAGAAAUCUCAUUGGUUGAUUCCAACUGGAACAAGAAUACUCAAGAUGUAGUUAAACUUGCCAACUCUUUGGGCAUGCGUGGCCCUCAACUGCCUAUUGUGAUCAAUGAAUUGCAGCAUGAAGCUACGAAGCAGCGCAAGCAUUUUGGUAAAGCAGAAAAUGUGCGUGAUUACUUGCUCUUCACUACUUAUCUAGUUGAGCGUGUUCAACGUGGUCAAUCGCUUAAAGCAGCUUUAAGGGAUUCUUUCUUUCAAGUCUUUGUUGAUAUCAAGGAUGCUCCUGAAACAUUAGCAGCAUUGCUUGAAAUCGACACAGAAAGCGAUCUACUUCAAAACAUGCUUUCGCCUACAAACUCUCCUUUCCUUAUUGGUGGUCAGUUGUUCCAAGAGGACUCUGUCCUUGCUACCAUUGCGCUUCAAGGUGCUUAUCUCGUCUAUUUGUUACAAAGCGCCAGUCCUGAAGACUCUAAGUCGCUUGAAAAGAUCGACAUUGCUAGUGAUUAUUUCUUGGAACACUUGACUUAUCAAGACUAUGGUGUUCGUCUUCGUUGGUUAGGUUACAUCUCCCAACAAGCUGUCUCUACAAAUUCAGCUGUGUUAGAACGUAUUGCUUACUUGAUGAAAGAAUUGUAUGGCCAUCCAACAUUUAUAGAACUUUCAAAGAUGCAAUCCGAAAGGAAGAAUGGUAUUCACUCUGAUGCCGUUGUGUUAGAAUAUACUCGCAACGCUUAUCAUUUGCUUAUUCGAACUUACAAACAAGAAUAUGCAGACAAGAACAUGCAAAGUGCAGCUCACCGUCUCAAGAUUGGUAAUUUGACAGCUCUUCAGCAAUCUUAUUGUUUCCAUCAAGGACGCUUGGACGAAAACCAAUUAUUGCAUCCUGUUGUCAAGAAACUUCACCCUCUCUUUGAAUCCAUCAAGUCUGCUUUUGCUUCAUGGAUCAAUCAAGGCUAUUAUCAUACAUGUUCUGCACACGUUUUUGAAGCAUUUAGCAAAAUUCUUGAUGCUCGAGAUUAUGCCUGGAAUCUUACUCAGCUGCAAAGCUUAAGUCUUGACAAUCUCCUAAUUAUCCUUAAAAUAAUGAAAGAUCUUAUGUCUGCUACAGAUAUCAAGUUCUCUCACAUGGAUCCGGUCUUUACUCGAAUUGAAGAUAUCAUGUCCGGAUUUGAUUUCAACACAAGCAAAUCUAUGAAGGCUUUGUGGAAAUAUUUCUGCCCUGCCACUUUGUCAUCUAAAUCUUUGCAUGACUUGGAAACAGAGCUUCACAAGGUCAAUGAAACCAUGAAUUGCUAUAGAUUUAACUCAGAAGAUGGUCUUGCGCCCAGAUCAAUUGUUUUGCAUGCCAACCCUGAAGCCAAGGAAGCCUUAGUUGAAGGCAUUGCUACACUCUAUGCAGUCAAUGAAAAUGAUAGUGAGAAUACCGAGAAAGUUGUGAAGUCUCUCCAAAAGUUACCUGAAUAUAUUCGUGGCCAACUCGAGUCUUCUGAACCUUCCAAAGAAACAGUUAAAAGAGAUACUUUCUGGGAUACUGCCCUAAUACCCUUGUACGACUACGCUAGUGUGGUUCAUGAAAUGGAGUUGAUUGCUAAUCUUUACCAUACUGCCUGCAGUAUCUCUAACACUGCUGUCUUGGAAGAUUUGGUGGAGCAAAUGCUCAAGUUUAGAAAGUUUGCCUUCGACAAGACUUCUCGCCCUCCUCAAGACAUAGUUCCUUAUCAGCGUCUUGUCUGGUUCUUGGAUUCUGGAAAUGCUGAAGCUUUCUCUGGUGCUCUCCCUGGUAUGGUUCAAGAUGCCGCUUACACUCAUCAUCAACGUCUUUGGCGUUCAAGUAUCUAUCAAAAGAACCUUUAUCAACUAACACCCUCUGAAGAUGAAAUUGAUCUUGGAAUUACUGAAGGCUCUCUUAACCUUUUCCAAAGCGUUGAAACUCUUGUUUGCUUGAAUAUUCUGAGCUCUGUGGAGAAGAUGCCUGUUGAAGCUUAUGACAACGCUCUUACUCAGCUGAAGAACUUGAAGCAUUUCCUAACGGCUAAUGUUAAUCUAAAAGAUAGAAAGGCACUUGAGGUUGCUACAUUAAUUGCUAUGGCUCGACAGUUGUUGAAUGCUUCAUCAGAAAUGUUGACUAAAGAAUUCUUGAACAACAUCUCUUCAGAGUUUGCUAAGGUCUCAGACUUUGUUAGUACAUUGUUACGAGUUACCAUCUACUCCAACAAUGAUGCUAGCAUUCAAUGCGAAGAAGCUUUGUCUGCAUUUGCCCAAAUACUCAAGCUAGUACAAAGCAACAAUCUCAACAAGUACUUUGCUGCUGGUAUUACUUCUAUCAGCGAUAGCAUACAAUGCUUAAGAAGCAAGAGCUUCGAAGGAUUUUACUCUGCUGCUGGUAAAGCCCGUGUUCUUUUAGGCUUGGCUUUCGUCUCUGCAUAUAUUCCAGAUUAUCCUGUUGAUCCUACCUCUGAACCUCGUCUUCAGGUCGAUUUGUUAAUGAAGAAGAAACAAGAACACGCAGACAAUAUUGAUGUUCGUUCCAACAUUGAAAAGAUAUACACUGGUAGCAACACUAAUCAAAAGAUCAUGCAAGAGCAAUCCAACUUAGAUCAAGUGAAUGCUCAAUUGGCUCAAAGUUCUACUAUCUUCUCUUUGCGUCCUGCUCGAUCUCAGUUAGAUGAUAUUUUUGUUGACUUACGAUAUCUUCAGAAGAGCAUGCUCGAUCAAAACGUUGAAAACUUACUAGUUGAUCUUGAAGCCAAUGGUGUCGACUCUGUGUUGCAACGUGAAGACCUUCUUCAAGGCAAUGCUCUCCAAUUUGUUGAUCGAGUGAUGCACAAGUUCCCUUGUAUAAGGACAUCCUUCAGCCUUUGAUUGUCGCUGUCGAUGAUAUCAAAUAUGGUUUGCGCAUCUUGACUGCCAAUGCUAGAAGUGAUCCUACAGACAAGUUCCUUUCUAAGGUCAUAGAACUUCUUGUUCGCGAUCCUGACGUUUCUCACCAUGAUUCGAGUCUCGAAUGGCAUACUCUUGCUUCUCCGGGCAAAAUUGCUAAGCUAAAGAGCAU
This is a messenger RNA of Gilbertella persicaria, 9998 nucleotides long. RefSeq names its product P-loop containing nucleoside triphosphate hydrolase protein. The transcript is spliced from 6 exons. Gene Ontology annotation, molecular function: ATP binding; ATP hydrolysis activity. Bases 14 to 9808 code for a protein of 3264 amino acids. The record is from RefSeq and is a predicted model, not a curated record. NCBI's taxonomy places the organism in Eukaryota, Fungi, Mucoromycota, Mucoromycetes, Mucorales, Choanephoraceae. Gene Ontology annotation, biological process: rRNA processing; ribosomal large subunit assembly. Gene Ontology annotation, cellular component: preribosome, large subunit precursor.